CUGGCUGUGAUGGACGAGAUGGACCAGAAGAUCAGAAUGAGUUCUGUUAGGAUCAGAAUGAGUUCUGUUAGGAUCAAAAUGAGUUCUGUCAAAAGUGUUAUCUGCGAUAUUCCGGACGAGCCGAUGGCCAGGAUCUACGAUAAGAAUUUUCUUUUCAGCAUGAUGGGGUUUGCAUGAGGACGAGAUUGAAUUCCCCGAGUGUGUUCGAGAAUGUGCAGCCUGUCUGAUGUACAGCCUGUUCUAUGUAUUUUGUCAAUGAACCAACGAUGCCGGGAAUCUCGUUCUACAUUGAGAAAAGUUUGUAGUCUUUCAGAUGGAUAGUGGAAAUGGAUGAAGUCGUUGCAUUAGGCUUGACUAUCCCGAAAUAUAAGUGUUUAUUCCAGUACAAGAUAUGUUUGAAGUACUGCCAG
Molecule: messenger RNA, 410 nt
Organism: Pichia membranifaciens NRRL Y-2026
Lineage: Eukaryota; Fungi; Ascomycota; Pichiomycetes; Pichiales; Pichiaceae
Exons: 1
Coding region: 19-177 (52 amino acids)
Source: RefSeq, a predicted model, not a curated record